UCAACCGUAUAAAAAAUUGCAAUAAAGUUUUAAUAAAAUUAUUUUAAAAAUGACGGAUCAAAAUGGCCAUAUACCGACUAACUCAGCUCAUACUAUCCUGGAUAUACCCACAAUAAAUGGCGUCGGAACAACAUCAGUCAUUCAAUUGAACAAAAAUGUACCGUUUGAGAAGAUCGAAGUGAUUGAUAUUGAUACUUACCAAGGAGAAAAUAUGACAAGCUACGACGAUAUAUUGCAAAGAUGCCGCACAGCUUUUGCCAGUGGAAAAACAAGAGAUGUCAGCUUUAGAAAAAAACAGUUGGAAAACCUAUUGCGAAUGUAUGAAGAGCAUGAAAAUGACAUGAUCAAUGCUCUAGACGCUGAUCUGCGUCGUCCCAAACAAGAAAGUUUGGUCGUUGAAACAGAGUUUAUGAAAAAUGACCUAAAGCACAUUUUGUACAAUAUAAAUGACUGGGUAAAACCGGAGUAUCCAGAAAAACCAUUGGUCAAUUUAAUGGACGAUGUACAAAUUUACAAUGAUCCUUAUGGGGUUGUACUUGUUAUUGGCGCUUGGAAUUAUCCCCUGCAAUUGUUAUUGGUGCCCGUGGCAUCUGCCAUUGCAGCUGGCAAUUGUGUUGUAAUCAAACCCAGUGAAAUUGCAGCCAACUGUGCCAAGUUCGUACAAGAAACUUUACCAAAAUAUUUGGACAAUGAGUGCUAUCCUGUUGUCUGCGGUGGCCCUGAAGAAACAUCAGAACUGCUGAAACAACGUUUCGAUUACAUUUUCUAUACUGGCUCCACACGUGUUGGCCAGAUUAUACAUGCUGCUGCUAACAAAUAUUUGACUCCUUGUACUUUAGAAUUGGGUGGCAAAAGUCCCUGCUAUAUUGAUAAAUCUGUAGAACUAACGACUGCUGUUAAGCGUGUUUUGUGGGGCAAGUUAAUAAACUGUGGUCAAACAUGUAUCGCACCCGAUUAUGUUUUGUGUUCCAAAGAAAUUCAAGAACAAUUUAUCAAAGAAGCCAAAGUUAUUUUAAAGGAGUGGUAUGGUGAUAAUGUUAAAGACAGUCCUGAUCUCAGUCGUAUUAUAAAUAAAACUAAUUUUGAACGUUUGGUGUCUUUAAUGAAACAUGGUAAAAUUGCUAUUGGUGGCAAUCAUAAUGCUGCCGAACGUUUCAUUGAACCAACCGUGAUUGUUGAUGUAAAACCAGAAGAUCCUGUUAUGCAGUCAGAAAUUUUCGGACCCAUCUUGCCAAUUAUUAAUGUGGAGAGUGCCUAUGAAGCCAUUAAAUUCAUCAAUUCCAGAGAAAAACCUUUGGCAUUAUAUGUUUUGAGUGAUUCUCAGAAAACUGUAGAAUUAUUUAGAGCUCAAACGUCCAGUGGAGGUUUUUGCAGUAAUGAAACUUUAAAUCAUUUUACAGUUGAUGUUCUGCCAUUUGGAGGUGUUGGCUCAAGUGGUAUGGGCAGUUAUCAUGGUAAAUAUGGCUUUGAUACGUUCACCCACAAAAAGUCAUGUCUUGGUAAAAAUUUAAAACCUCUUGGAGAAACGCUAGCUUCUGGUCGUUAUCCCCCAUAUUCGGAACGCAAAGCGAAUAUUUUGAAUUUCUUGUUGCGUAAACGUCGCCCAUUCCCCAAACUGUAUUUAUCCCACAUAUUUAUGUUUGGUUUAGGCAUUGGAUUAACAUUCCUUGCAAAUCAUUACAUGCAGGGUAAACUGUUUUCGCGCUAAACUAAAAUGUACAAAAACACACAAUCUGUACCAUUAUUAAUAACACCGUUCCUCCACACCAUCUACAAACAAGUCUAGGAUGGCGUUGUUGUUGGUUGCAGUUUUCCGUUUUGAUCAGCAUCGCUUACAUCUUCGCAUAUUUACAUACUAUAUAACAUGCCUAAAGGAAAACUGAUCUUACACAUUAUUUUCUUCCUCUGUCUACUUUUAGCAUUUAUAAUCUUAAACACAACAACACAGCUUUACAUUUUAUCUUUCUACCUCUUUUAUCCAGGUUGGAGUAAAAUGUUAAAUUCAUUGAUUGGUUUUCAUUAAAGAACAUUGCAAAAAAUUAACUCAUUACUACAUAGUAUAUUUAUUUUAAUUAUUGUUUGCUACAUAAAACGCCAUGGCAUGUUGGGCAAAACGUAUGUAUGUAGAAAAUACUUUCUUUUAAACAUUUGUAGAUUGUUUAUCACACAUUAUAAUACAUAUAUGUAAUUAUUAUUUUUUUAUUAAAUUUAUACGAUUUGUUUCCUAUAAGUUUACAUAUAAAAUAAAUAAAGAAAAUCACCAAUAAAAAAAAUAGUUUUUUUUUUAGUUUGGAACAUUUCAUCAUUACAGAUGGUAUAUACAUAAAUGAAAUAAAUAUUACAUUAUUGGAAAACUUUAUUUAUAAUUAUAUAUUCAUACAUAUACUAUAUAGAGUCGUGGGUAGUAAAUAGUGGUCAUACAUACAUACAUAUAUUAUUUAUAUUGUACACUAUUAAUUUUAAUUAACCAUUUUCUUUGUUUUGCUUUCAAUUUCAGAGUGAUAAAAACUAAUACAUAAUGUUCAUGUUAUUUAAUUUUAUAAAAAAGUGGUUAAUGGAACUGGUUUUCAAAUCCAAAAUUGUUGUAAAUUUUUUUUUUUGUUAAAUAAAUAACAAAUUAUUUUUAAUGUUAUAUAUAAUGUAAUUCUUAAUAAAAUUUAUAAAUUUAUAUUAAAA
Molecule: messenger RNA, 2676 nt
Organism: Calliphora vicina (urban bluebottle blowfly)
Lineage: Eukaryota; Metazoa; Arthropoda; Insecta; Diptera; Calliphoridae
Gene: Aldh-III
Product: Aldehyde dehydrogenase type III
Exons: 12
Coding region: 50-1708 (552 amino acids)
Biological process (GO): aldehyde metabolic process
Cellular component (GO): cytoplasm
Molecular function (GO): aldehyde dehydrogenase (NAD+) activity
Source: RefSeq, a predicted model, not a curated record